Helobdella robusta is the source of this 2184-nucleotide messenger RNA. RefSeq lists its product as hypothetical. Gene Ontology annotation, biological process: sphingomyelin catabolic process; ceramide biosynthetic process. Gene Ontology annotation, cellular component: lysosome. Gene Ontology annotation, molecular function: acid sphingomyelin phosphodiesterase activity. The record is from RefSeq and is a predicted model, not a curated record. The transcript is spliced from 12 exons. Bases 1 to 2184 code for a protein of 727 amino acids. Lineage: Eukaryota; Metazoa; Annelida; Clitellata; Rhynchobdellida; Glossiphoniidae.
AUGUCGGUUCUUAUACCGGUAGUUUUCGGUUUCGUAGUGAUGUGUGGCAUCGGUAUACCGCGUACUGUGGUAGCAUUCGAACCGAGUACCGAUCAAGUAGAGACUAACUCCGUUGUUGAAGAACAUGCACCUCCGAAUAAUCUUAUCGAAAAAUACCGACUAUUAUCCGAUUCACCGUUUGAAAAAUCGAUCCUAGAUACGGUUUUUGGCCUAAGCUGGUACCAGAAGUUUUACAUAUUUUCAUCUGUGAGGAAGUUUUUCAAGUUCUCUGAUAUAGCCACUCACAUCUUGAGCAAAAGAAUCGAUAUAGUCUUCCAGAAAUUAGUUGAUGCUGUUUAUUUCAGCAGUAACAACAACAUCAACAACAACAUCAACAACAACAACAACUAUAAUGAUGAUAAGAUGUCUGAUAACAUCUUGUUGAAACCAUCGAUAAACGAAAGCAUUGAAGAUUUUAAGAAUGAGACACUGCCCUGCCAAGUUUGCAUGGUUUUAAAAAUUAUAGCUCCAUUAAAAGUACUCCCGAAGAAAACAUGCAAGUUCUUUAACUUUUGCAUAACAUCUGACAAAGCUACUUCUGCUGCUACAGACGCUGUUGCUGCUACUUCUGCUGCUAUAGAUGCUGCUGCUGCUACUUCUGCUGCUACAGACGCUGCUGCUGCCGCUACAGACGCUGCUGCUAAAGAUGACAGCAAAAUUGCUUCAGACGACGAAAAUGAUAGCAUGUUCCAUAACGAGAAUAAAUUCAUCAUUAAACGAAUUGUGACAAAAAAAUCCAACAACAACAACAAUAAUAAUAAUAACAAGAAUUCGGCGAAAUCCGUGCUUAAGAUUGUGCAUCUGGCCGAUGUACACAUUGAAGAGAGGUAUAAAGAGGGGACAAAUGUCUACUGCGGUUUGCCUGUCUGUUGUCUGGAGGAGUGGGGGAAGGGUCCCAGUGGGUUAUUUGGGGACUACAGGUGCAACAUACCACCGAGAACCUUCGAGAACUUUCUAGAAAAAGUCAACGGCCUAAACCCAGACAUAAUUAUCUUUACCGGCGACGUGUCUCCUCACACUGUUUGGGCUGAAACUUACGAGAGCCAGAUGAGGUGCACCAACACAACUGUCAACUUGCUAAGCAAGAAUCUAAGAGGGAGGAAUGUAUACCCGGUCAUUGGAAACCAUGUUUUUUUCGCCCAAUUGUACAGAGGUUUCUGGAUCACUUCUACAAUACAUGGUCGAAACUGGCAAAUUUUAGUAGAACAGAUCAGACUAAUAUUAAAUCUGGUUAAAGAUUUUUAUUGUGGUGGCUACUACAGCAAAAUGAUACACAAAAAUCUGAAGAUGAUAACAAUUAACGGCCUAUACAUGUAUGUCCAUAACUAUUACAAUGUUUGGAAUCACGAGACAUUGCUACUACCGCCCGAAGUCAAAAAGAUGAAACAGUUUUUGGAAGAUGAAUUGAAAGAUGCUAGAAGAAAUAAAAAUAAGGUUCUUUUAACUUUCCAUAAUCCAUUUGGGACGUCAGACUACAUAGUAUCCGAAUCGAUCUACAUGGAGAGUAUCAUACGUCAGUAUCAUGACGUCAUCGUUCUCAAUCCUAUAUACGAUAAAGCAGGUGUGCCAGUAUCAGUUCAAUUAGUAUCGCCAUCCGUAUCUACGUCCAAUUACAGAAACCCGACAAUUAGGAUAUACUAUCUUGAUAGUGAUAGCUAUCAGCUGCUUGAUUAUGAACAGUAUCUCUUGAAUAUCAUGGAGUUGAAGAACCUGACGAUGGCAGACGUGCCGAACUUCAACAUCAGCAACUACAUCAGGCUGAUCUACAGCUGUAAGAGUGAGUACAAUAUGACUGAUUUGUCGCCAGUGUCAUGGGAUUCCCUGAUUGAUAGAAUGAACGCCAGUAAAUCCCUGCUCCUGAAGUACGUGAACCACUACAAUGUGCAUGUGAAAAAUUUCACGAACGUCAACCGCCUGGACAAGCGAAAGCACCUCUGCAGGGUGAAAAACGUGCAUUACGAUAAAUACCGGAACUGCGUUUUCGAUAGGGAUAAGUGGGAGAAUCCGGAUUUCGAAAUCGGGAUCGCCCUGACAAAAAGACCCCCACUCAUGCAGCCGAUCGUAAAUACAUCGGAUAGAGUUUCCGGCUGCUGUGUCGUCUGGAUGAUGAUGGCUGUGAUGUCGGUUUUGAUGAUGAUGUGGUGA